Panicum virgatum (switchgrass) is the source of this 2932-nucleotide messenger RNA. RefSeq lists its product as uncharacterized. The transcript is spliced from 2 exons. The record is from RefSeq and is a predicted model, not a curated record. The coding region runs from base 59 to 997 and encodes 312 amino acids. NCBI's taxonomy places the organism in Eukaryota, Viridiplantae, Streptophyta, Magnoliopsida, Poales, Poaceae.
CGACCAUGGUCCAUGGAUAAGAGAAAAUCGAUAGGCAGAAGAAACAAAAAAAGUUGCCAUGACGACGAUGGCGCUGCCGCUACCGGUGCCAAAUCCACUCCCAAGCAGCAGCCCAAUCCUCCGCCCCCGCUGCAGCACCGCCGCCGCCGCAGCCGCAGCAAGAACCCCUGGUGUCCAACCCCUCCCCGACGAGCUCCAGCUCGUCGCCGACGUCCGGUCCCCGCACAACCACAUCCGCGUCGCCGACGUGUCCCCGCGCGCCGCGGGCCACCCGCUGGCCGGCGCCCGCCUCCUCCUCCUCGACGGCCCCGGUAACAUCCACUCCCUCUCUUUCCCCCGCCGCGCCCACCGCUGCCCGCUCACCGCCACCUACCUCGACGCCUUCGCCGCGCUCCCGCCGCUCCUCCCGCGCCCCUCCCUCGCCGUCCUCGGCUUCGGCGCCGGCUCCGCGGCCCGCGCGCUCCUCCACUUCCACCCGGGCCUCUCCGUGCAUGGCUGGGAGCUCGACCCCGCCGUCCUGGCCGUCGCCCGCGACUUCUUCGGCCUCGCCGAGCUCGAGAAGGACCACGCGGCACGCCUGUUCGUGCACGUCGGCGACGCGCUCGAGGCCGAGGCGCCGCCCGGCGGGUUCGGCGGCGCCCUGGUCGAUCUGUUCGCCAGCGGGAGCGUGCUGCCGGAGCUCCAGCAGGUGGACACAUGGCGGCGCCUGAGCGGGAUGGUGGCGCUGGGCGGGAGGAUGAUGGUGAACUGCGGCGGCGGGUGCGUGGAGGCGGAGGAGGAGGGGAGGGAUGGCGAGGCGGUGAAGGACGCCACCUUGCGGGCCAUGGCCACGGCGUUCGGGGAGGGGAGGGUGUCGGUGAUGGACGUGGAUGGGAGCUGGGUGGCGAUGACGGGGCCACCCGUCACAGCGCCUGAGGCGGCGGCAGCGUGGAAGGCGCGGCUACCUCCAGAGCUUCGGAAUUUUGUUGACAUGUGGAGGCCGUAUAAUAGCAACUAGCCGGGAGAUUCUUCACUCUUCUGUGGCUGGUUUCAGUAUUUCACGUAUUUCAGGCUUUCAGCUGGCAGCAACAAGAGAGGCUCCAAAGAUCUAGCUCAGCGGUAGGUGUUCUUGUUCUUGUUUGACUUCCACUGCAUCACCAGGUACGCCACUGCCUCAGGAAUCGUCCCUUUCCGACCCUCCUUCUGGUUCCACAGCUCGGGUACGGGAUCCCUCUCGAAGGGGCUGUACUCGUGCAUUUCAAGGAGGGCCUUGACAACUAAACCGUGCGCAUCCUCACCAAAUUCAGAUUUUAAAGCUUGCAGCUUCUCAUGAUCUUCCUCAAUUUUUUCCUGUAGGGUCAAAUUAAUAUUAGACCACAAGCAUCUUUCACCACAUCCCUAUCACUGUAAACAGGAGUUCACCAAUGCCUACCCAAAAGAAAAAAUGAGUUGAGGUACUUUUCAACAAGUCCAAUAUUGUCAGGAUAGGGGAAUUAUCAAGGUAGCAGUGCAAUCCAUUCGGUUAAGGUUCAAACAGCCACCCAAUCCGGGAACUGUUUCUUAAAACACUAGAAGGAACAAAGCACAGACAUGCAAUAGCUCAUGAUUUACGAAACGAGAAGCAAUUGUCAAAAUAAGUAACAAGUAAACUGUGCAGGGAACUAGGUUAGAGCCAGUAUGAAUCUGGUGCAAAAAAAAAAAAAGGCCCCAAGAUCCAACCAUGCAUAUCUGGUCAGUUUGACCCGAAAACUAGAGAAGGCUCUGGAGCAGCAGAUAGUAUCAAGAAUUACAAGUAAACAAAGGUUUAUCUUCUUCUUUCCUUCAGCAUCAAUAUACCAUUCUGGCUGUCUAAUCUCAUGCUCCCAUUUUGAAUAUAUAAGUGUGAACUCCACGUCAAAGUCAUCUUUUGCUAUUCUUUCUUUGCGUGCAUCAUGAAAAGCUUUCUGAUCAAGCUCGCCCAUCCUUUUGACACCAAAAAGCAUAUUCGAUCGAGCUCCUAACUUUCCUGACCUUUGUUCAAGGCCUGCAAUAUGAGUAAUUUGUUCUCAACAAACAAAGAAUCAACAUACAAGUUAACACAAAUAGAAAACCAAGUCAAUACUCAUGCAUACCCUUAUCAUCUCUUUCUUGGCCUCUUCCAGAUCCUCACUAGCUAUUCUUUCUUUAUCAAAACAGGUCUGGUUGGUAUCCUUAGCAUCCUCUAUUUCCUCGUCUAUCUCUACAAGUUUUUUACGCAUCUCAUCAAGCUGCUCCUGCAAUUUUGUAUCUUCCUCAGCUCCCGUAUGCUUCCUAACCUCUAACUCCCCAUUCAACUGUUCUCUUUCCAGUUCAAGUUCAUGUUUAGAAUCCAAUUGCCUUUCCAGAUAGGUUAGCACCCUCAAAGCAUCAUUUGUGUCCUCCUGCAAUUCUUGUUUCUCAAGGAGACGAAAAAGUUCAUGAUGUGCCUCUAUCUGCUUCUGGAUUGCUGAAUUAAGACUCUCCUUCUCUUUUGCAUUCUACAGAAGUUUAAACAGCAUAUGUUGGUUCAGAUCCAAUUCUUUAGUGACAGAGGAAAGGUUUUUAUUAUUCAUAUUAAGCUCCAUGAAAACAGAAAGAAAUCUACCUUUUCUAUGUCUUCUUUGAGCUUUGUUUUGUCCACAAUAUUGCUUUUGGAUGCCAAGUCUUCAAGUUGCUUACGUCUAGUAUCUUUUUUUUGUUGCCAGAUCAUCAGUUCUUUAUCCAAUCUACGACUGUCCUCGAUCAUUUUGCUCAUUUUUUCACAAGCAGCUUGUUGGAUCUGUAUUGUCCCUGUUCAUCAAUAAAAGGAUAUACAGUGUCAAUAAAUUCGGUGAGCAAAAGAUGAACCAUGCUGCGAUAAAAUUUAAUAAGCUACGCUGUGUGGUGUGUGGUUAUAUGUUGUGCAUUGUACACGUUCACUUUCUUCUCUCUACUGCAAUGAUAUACAGUUCUCUUA